Caenorhabditis sp. 36 PRJEB53466 is the source of this 750-nucleotide messenger RNA. Lineage: Eukaryota; Metazoa; Nematoda; Chromadorea; Rhabditida; Rhabditidae. The record is from the annotation of a GenBank genome assembly.
AUGCACUCCCACUGUUUGUAAUACUUUUGAGAUUGCCUUUUUCUACAAAGACAUCCGCUCUUGUUCUCACCUUCCACUAUGGUCCCUCAAAUUCCAACGAACAUUCAAUUUUCAGGCAUGGAUGAGCAAACGAAGUCUAGUUUGAGGGCAAUCCCGUUGUGCAAGACGAAAGCGAGUCCAAGAGAUGGAGAUUUGUGGCUUGAAAGGCUGAAAGUAGGUUUUAAAUCGAGCAGAAUCAAAUUAUUCCUAAGUUGGCUGCAGGAAGAAUACGAAUCCAUCAUCGCCGCCGUCAAGAACAAUAAGGAGAGUGACAGAGACUGGUUCAAGUUAGUUGUCCCGUUGGAAUGCGUUCAGAAAGAUUAAUUUGAUUUUUCAGAUUGGAAUCUAACCAAACUGGUACCAAAUGGUUCGGGAAGUGUUGGUACUUCCAUAACAUGGUCAAGUACGAGUUUGACGUUGAAUUCGACAUUCCAAUCACGUAUCCGGUGACAGCUCCGGAGAUCGCCCUGCCAGAAUUGGAUGGAAAGACUGCUAAGGUUAAUAAUUUUUGUGUGCAACCAUUCGAUGGAAAAAUCAUUACAGAUGUACCGCGGUGGAAAGAUCUGCCUAUCGGAACAUUUCAAGCCCUUGUGGGCCAGAAACACACCCAAAUUCGGGAUCGCUCACGCUUUCGCCCUAGGGCUCGGACCGUGGAUGGCUGUCGAGAUCCCAGAUCUGAUCGAGAAGGGAGCUAUUCAGCCAAAGGCUUGA